Molecule: messenger RNA, 460 nt
Organism: Anopheles darlingi
Lineage: Eukaryota; Metazoa; Arthropoda; Insecta; Diptera; Culicidae
Gene: l(3)neo43
Product: cytochrome c oxidase assembly protein COX16 homolog, mitochondrial
Exons: 2
Coding region: 69-392 (107 amino acids)
Biological process (GO): mitochondrial respiratory chain complex IV assembly
Cellular component (GO): mitochondrial inner membrane
Source: RefSeq, a predicted model, not a curated record
UCACGCAACAACCGAGAAAAAAAGUGUUGUUACGAACCCGCGGCGCCAGCCAGAACAGAAAUUGGACGAUGAACACGCUACAGCAGAAAUUCCUUUACUAUAGCAAACGGAAAUCCUUCCGGUAUGGGGUACCAUUCCUGCUGCUCAUGGUUGGCGGUUCCUUUGGAUUGCAGCAGUUUGCACAGCUAAGGUACACAUUCUCAAAGAAAGGCUCACUCACACGGCAGGAAGCGGAAAAGUAUGGGGUGAAUAUGAAGAAACAGGAAGAGGUAACGCUGGAAGGCGAGUACGAGAAGAUCAGAACGCUGGACAUUGAGCACUGGGACAACAUUCGAGGACCCCGGCCGUGGGAAGAAACCGUACCUUUGUCAACGCAACAAACAGCCAAGUAGUUUUUUUUUUGUUCUUGUUGGAAACCAUAGCAGUUUCGCUAGAAAAUACAUUUCUUUAUUUCCGUUCA